Molecule: messenger RNA, 606 nt
Organism: Strongylus vulgaris
Lineage: Eukaryota; Metazoa; Nematoda; Chromadorea; Rhabditida; Strongylidae
Source: the annotation of a GenBank genome assembly
GUGGAUGCAAUCACUAUAGCUGGGCAUAAGUUCUAUGGUCCUCGAAAUGGCGCAUUAAUUCUGCGAUCCAAGUACACGUCCGAUAUUUUGCCUUGGAUGCAUGGCGGAGGACAAGAAAGGAAACUUAGAUCUGGCACUGAAAAUACACCAAUGAUUAUGGGUCUAGGAGCAGCUGCAGCGGCGUGUAAUACUGCAAAAAUAGAAGCACACCUUCGUGCUGUUCGGGACUACUUUGAAGGACAGCUAAAAGAGGCACUACCGGAAGAACAUGUAGUUCAUUUUGCCUCCUCUCCGCGGCUACCUAACACAAGUUCUGUGGCUUUUGUGAAAUAUCCAAAGCCAUCUACAGAUCUCAUGAGCAAGUGCAAGACAUUCUAUGCAAGUAGUGGGUCAGCUUGCCACUCGGGUGCAAUAAGUCCUGUUUUGCUUGCAUGUGGAAUCAGUAAAGAAAUGGCGGAAAGAACAGUACGAUUCAGUUUUGGCAGAGAAACCACAAAUGAGGAUGUGAAUCGGGUGGUGAAAGAGUUGAAAGCGAUGAUGUUCCUGGCAAAACAUGGAAGUUCGCUGAUGAAUGUCAUAAAUGCGGGUCCCGUUCCGGGAUUCUGA